Mobula hypostoma (lesser devil ray) is the source of this 2875-nucleotide messenger RNA. It is a transcript of the gene lrp3, whose product is annotated as low density lipoprotein receptor-related protein 3. Gene Ontology annotation, cellular component: plasma membrane. Lineage: Eukaryota; Metazoa; Chordata; Chondrichthyes; Myliobatiformes; Myliobatidae. The record is from RefSeq and is a predicted model, not a curated record. Gene Ontology annotation, molecular function: protein binding. The transcript has 7 exons. The coding region runs from base 228 to 2657 and encodes 809 amino acids.
GCAUGUGCCCACGGCGCAGUGUGCCGGCUGUACGCAGGCGCGGCGCCGCUGCUGUGGGAGAGCGGGGCAGCGGGAUUGGGAUUGGAUUUGGAUUUGGACUGUGAGGGAGACGGGCCGGGGUCGUGCUGAGCCCCGCGAUGGAGCGGGGCGAGUCCGAGGCCGCGGUACACUACCCGGCUGACACAAUAUGCACCGCCACCCGCAUGUGACACGGCGGCCAACAAGAAAUGGCGGCAGAACGGCGGCCAACGCUCCUCAGCUUCGGCCUGCUCUUCGGCACCGCUGGUUUAUUCUUCCUGGGAGGAGCAGAAUGUUCCGGAAUGGCUGCCUGUCACGGGAAACUCGAGCCUCGCAAAGAAGAGCGCGGAGUCAUCUCCAGCCCCUCCUGGCCCACCAGCUACCCCCCCGCCAUUAAUUGCAGCUGGUACAUCCAGGGUAACUAUGGAGAUAUCAUCACCAUCAGUUUUCAGAACUUCGACUUGGAGAGUUCGCACAAGUGCUCAGUGGACUGGCUGAUAAUCGGCCCAGCCUCAGAUCGAGAGGAGCACCGACUGUGUGGCUCCCACAUUCCUCAGCCCUUCAUCUCCACUCGGGACCACGUCUGGAUCUCCUUCCAUUCCGACCGCUCCAGCUCCGGGCAUGCCCGUGGAUUCCGGCUCUCUUACGUCCGAGGGAAGUUGUCACAGGACCAGUGCAAGUCUGACGAGUUUUUGUGCCGGAACGGCAAGUGUAUCCUCAGCGCCUGGCGUUGCAACUGGAUGUACGAGUGUGGAGAUGGCUCCGACGAGCAGGAGUGCCAGCUGCCCCCUACCCCGACUGCACCACUCGCCUGCCCUGAUGGGAUGUUCUGGUGCACGGUCAGGGGAAGGGCACGGUGCCUCCUGGUUGAAGCGCGGUGUGACAGCAGCCAGGACUGUGACGAGGGGGUAGACGAAGCGAACUGCCCCGACAUCAGCUGCGGCAAGAGACUGGGCAAUUUCUACGGGUCGUUUGCCUCCCCGGACUUCCUGCGCUGGCAGCGGGAUGGGGCGGCACUGGACUGCACGUGGGUGGUGGACACGCAGGACAGCAGGCACCUGGUGCUGCAGCUCAACCUACAGCUCUCCUACAAUGACUGGGUCCGCAUAUACGACGGCACAGCCACCGACUUCCGCCGGCUGCUGGGCGAGGCCAACUUCCGUAACAACCGAAGGCCCGUUACCGUGGAGACAUCUGGUGGACAGAUGACCGUCUCCUACCAUGCCGAGCCGGGCAGUGUGGGGCACGGCUUUAACGCCACCUACCAGGUGAAGGGAUACUGCCUACCGCAAGAGCAUCCGUGCGGGCAGGACGGAGGGUGUUAUGCCGAUGACCAGCGCUGCGACGGCUGGUGGCAGUGCCCCAAUGGGAAGGAUGAGGAGGGCUGUGGGCGCUGUGGGCAGGGAGAGUACCCCUGUGACAGCACCAGCAGCAUGUGCUACCCUCCCAGCGGCCGCUGCAACAACCGUAAGAACUGCCCCACUGGCACCGACGAAUACAACUGCUUCACCUGUCAGCCUGGCAAUUUCCACUGCGGCAGCCAGACCUGCGUUUUUGAAGAGUGGCGCUGUGACGGUCAGGAGGACUGCCCGGACGGCAGCGAUGAGCAGAACUGCCUGGUGGUGGUACCCCGGAAGGUGAUCACCGCUGCCCUGAUCGGUAGCCUGGUGUGUGGGCUGCUGCUGGUCAUUGCCCUGGGCUGUGCCUUCAAACUCUAUUCCCUACGUAGCCGCGAGUACAGGGCCUUUGACACCCCAAUGACCCGUCUGGAGGCAGACAUAGUGCAGCGAGAGGCCCCUCCCUCCUAUGGUCAGCUGAUUGCCCAGGGACUUAUUCCCCCUGUGGAUGACUUUCCCAUCUAUAACCCCUCUCAGGUGUCGGUCCUGCAGAAUAUCCGCACGGCCGUGCGGCGUCAGAUCCGGCGACACUCCAUGCGCAGGGGGGCAGCCGGGGGGAGGCUCGCCCGGCUCUGGAACCGGCUCUUCCGGAGACCGAGGGGUUGGGGUCUCAUUCCUCUACUGACGCCCACCUCUAGCACCCCGUCCAGUGGGGAAUUGGUGCCCAGCGGCCAGAGGGGAGCUGGAACGGAGCCCGACUCAGACACAAACACAGAGACCCGUCGGCAAGUGGGCGAGGCAAGAGGGGCUGGGGGCAUUGGCUCAUCCACGGGGACGCGGCACACGGUGCCAAAGUCUGCCUCGCCCCCCAGUCUGGGAGGCCGGCCAGAGUGCCAGACUGCGCAGCCAAGGCCCUCCAGUUCCGAGGAGGUAUCAAGUGCUGACCUCCAGUCCUCUCUGGAGCAGGGUGCAGAGCGCCAUGGCCCUGACCCGGGGCCGGGCACCAGUAACCAGUGUCCCACUGCCUGUGCCCAUCUGGUCCGCCCCGGCCGCGCCAGGGUCAUGAGCCUGGGCUCAGUGCGCCUGACCGUCUACGAGGUUUGUUACACCCCCCCACCGCACUGUCAGUGUGAUCCCAGUAUGGGCCCUGCUCCAUCCGUACACAGGAGCCCGGACUGUCCAGCGGAGAGACCCCCCUCCUUCUCCACAGCCCAUCACAAACCCUCCUCGCAACCCCCACAGGCAGAGCCUUCCCUCCAGAACCCUUUACGGCCACCAAACCCUCCGGGCCAGGACCACUGAGGAAGCCCUUCUCCCAUCUCCGUGGUCGCUGGGUAGACGGUGAACUUGUCCAGAGUUUUUAAUGUUGCAGUAUUUUUAAAAAACUUAUUUAAUUCUCCAAGCGAACAAGAAAAAGUGUAACCACAGGUCUGUAUAGCUGUUGUAAUCAGCAGUGUGGUGAAAGGGUGUGAAGUGCAGUCGUGGACAAACUUUGUCCAAAAACAAUUCCAUUUCCAGUC